GUUCCAGGACAGCCAGGGCUACACAGAGAAACCCUGUCUGGAAAAACAAAACAAACAAAAAAUACCCCCAAAGUCUGUAGGUUUGACCACAGACCAAACUGGUGGGCAUUUUUUCCAACUGAAGUUCUCUCUUCCCAAACGGCUCUGCUUAUGUCAAGUUGCCAAAACCCAAGGCGAGCACACUCCCGAUGUUGGUGGAGACAGACUUCAAGUGUCUGAAGACUUGACCUCCACAGGGGCCUUAGGAAGGCAGAGGAGGGGGAGGGUCUUGGAGACUGGAGAGAGCAGAGCAGUGGUGCAAAGGUCCUGUGGCCGCCUGAGGCGGGAAGGACACAGGGCUCUAGCCUUUCUUCUCUGGGUGCAGCACAACCCAGGGGUGUUGAUAUGUAGAGGGGUGUCCCUCAAUAAGGGUCUGGGCCAAGAGCAAAACAUGGGAGGGACGGUGUGCCCAUCUUGGAGGAAAGUGGGAGAGAACUCAACGGAGUGUGUGAGAAAGCGCCUCAGAACUCAGCGCUGAGGCCCAGGAUCUACCCCAGACGUGUCAAAAGCGAGCCAGCUCCAGCCCCCGGCUCUGUUGGAACUGCAAGGUCUCGUGCGAUGCAAGGACACAGACUGGGGAUAACUGACUCGUCAGGCAGAGCUCAGUCCCAGGAGAAACCCCCACUCCGGGCGUGGCCGCAGGGGACCCCACCAUCCAGAACCGAGUCUGGCCUCUCUGCCGCUCUCGUGUGGCCACCUCUGGAAAUGAAGUCAGAGCUCGAGUCGGCCGGGGUGGAGCCGUCUAGGACUGGCUGAUUUCCAUGCACUUGACCCACCAUGGUGACCCCAGCCUCUAGCCUCAGCCUUCCCGUCCAUAGAACUGGGGCCUGGAACCUUCCCAGACCUUCCCUGCGCGUCUGUUCCGCCCGUGUUCCCGGGUCCCUGACUCUCUGCCUCCUGCGGAGUGGAGGUCGGGCUGGGAAAGCCCCCAGGGAAACUCCCACGGAUAGGGAGGAGGGGGAGGAGAGGCAGGGUCUCAAGACGGCGGGAAGCCACCAGCCGCUGCUAUUUAAACCGCUUCCCUUGGCGGUCACAAGACAGAGGGACGACAUGGAGUCCAGCCUGGUCCUCCUGCUGGCCCUGGCCAUGGCGCCCUUCCAGCUUGGCAGUGGCCAGUCCCUCCAUGUGGAUCCCCCUGAUCCUGUGGUGGCUGUGGCCAAAGACACAACCCUCCGGCUCAACUGCAGCCUGCCCUGUGACGAGGGUGUAGCCCAGGCGCAGUGGCGUGGCCUGGACACCCACCUGGGCAAUGUGCAGAACCUCCCAGGCAGCAGCAUCCUCUCCAUACAUGGUCUGCUGACAGACGCUGGCACACGUUUGUGUGUGGGCUCCUGUGGGGGCCGAAGCUUCCAGCACUCUGUGCAGAUCAUUGUGUACGGUGAGGCCCACUCUGCCCUUCUAGGUGCCACCUACCCAGGGGUAUCAGGACCUUGCACCACACCAAUGCCAUCACCCACCAGGUCCCCGCACCCCAGACCCACAAGGCUGACACAUCCGCCCUUCCUGUCCCAGACACCUAAGGCACAUAGCUGCAUCAUCACCCCAACCAAACCUACCUCCUCCGCCUGGCUCAGCCCUGGGCCCCAUCUUCCAUCCGCAGCCUUCCCAGACCAGCUGGCGGUGUCUUGGUCAGGACAGGACCAAGAGGUGUCCUGCACGGCCCACAACAUCUGGCCCCCAGGCCUAGACAUUCUCUCCUUCACCCUGCUACUGGGAGACCAGAGACUGGAGGGGGCCCGGGCCCUGGAACCAGAGCAAGAGGAGGAGACGCAGGAGGCUGAGGGCACGCCGCUGCUCCGAGUGACGCAGCGCUGGUUGCUGCCCUCCCUGGAGACCCCUGCCCCCCCUGCCCUCUACUGCCAGGUCACCAUGCAGCUGCCCAGCCUGGUGCUGACCCACAAAAGGGGGCUUCCAGUCCUACAGAGCUGGACCUCACCAGAGCCCCCCAACACCACCUCUGCCAAGCCCUACAUCCUGACCUCAUCACACACUACUGAGGCCAGCUCCACUGGGCUCCCCAACAGCACAACCCUGCCGUCUACCCCUCCUCAUUCCACACUUAGCCCUAGGACUCUGAGCUCCGCUGGAACUUGCUAUCCCGAGAUCCACCAGGACCAGGAGGCAGUCUGGCAGCUACUCUGUGAAGCAUCCUGUGGGCCUGGAGUGACUGUGCGCUGGAUCCUGGCUCCUGGCAACCUGUCAGCCUACCACAAGAGGGAGGCCGGGGCUCAGGCGUGGCUAAGCGUGCCUCCCCCAGGUCCCAUUCCUGAGGGCUGGUUCCAGUGCCGCCUGGACCCCGGGGGGCAGGCAGUCAGUCUGUAUGUCUCCAGUCAGGUGUUCCCAAAACCCUCCUCCGACAUCACCCUAUGGAUUGGCAGCUUGGCGCUGGGGCUGCUGGCGCUGGCCUUCCUUGCCUACCGCCUGUGGAAACGCUACGGGCCGAGUGUUCCCCCAGACACCAGCUCAUGCACACUCCUGUGAAGCUGGGUUCGGGGCAGUCAAGAUGUUAGAGUGUGGCCCCUUUCCUUGGUGGUCAGCACAUCCACAGGUUCCUUCCAGCUGCUCGCCCAGCGCAGAAUAAAGGCCCCUUAUCUGGCCA
Peromyscus californicus insignis is the source of this 2638-nucleotide messenger RNA. RefSeq names its product mucosal vascular addressin cell adhesion molecule 1 (gene Madcam1). The transcript has 4 exons. Gene Ontology annotation, molecular function: integrin binding involved in cell-matrix adhesion. The coding region runs from base 817 to 2520 and encodes 567 amino acids. The record is from RefSeq and is a predicted model, not a curated record. Gene Ontology annotation, cellular component: membrane. Gene Ontology annotation, biological process: leukocyte tethering or rolling; heterotypic cell-cell adhesion; integrin-mediated signaling pathway. Lineage: Eukaryota; Metazoa; Chordata; Mammalia; Rodentia; Cricetidae.